CUCACUUUCCAAAACUUUCUCUCUCUCCUCUUUCUCUCUGUUUAUUUAUUUCCUCCCAAACUUCACAGAGUUCUCAGCGUAUCAGCAACGAAAACCAUUGGCAAAACUCCAAAACUUGAGCUUUGAAUUCAACUUUCUAUUGUUUCUCUCUCUUCAUUUCUAUAUGAACGGUUAGAGAGAGACAGAGAAAGAGAGACGAGUUGCGGAGUUCAGUGUAGGACUUUCUCUGAGCUCGGAGUUUUAGAGAGAGAAAGAAAUGGCUGGAAAUGAUUGGAUAAACAGUUAUCUAGAGGCGAUUCUGGACGUAGGGCCAGGUCUUGACGAUGUGAAGUCGUCGCUGCUUCUGAGAGAGAGAGGCCAUUUCAGUCCCACUCGCUACUUCGUCGAGGAGGUCAUCACCGGAUUCGAUGAGACCGAUCUCCAUCGCUCCUGGGUUAAGGCAGCGGCGACGAGGAGUCCUCAGGAGAGGAACACCAGAUUGGAGAAUAUGUGCUGGAGGAUUUGGAAUUUGGCUCGCCAGAAGAAGCAGCAUUCAUGGUCUAAUAAGGGGUGAAAAUAUGGAGCUUGGUCGUGACUCUGAUACUGGUGGCCAGGUUAAGUAUGUUGUCGAACUUGCAAGGGCUUUGGGCUCAAUGCCGGGUGUAUAUCGGGUUGAUCUGCUCACUAGACAAGUAUGGUCACCGGAUGUAGAUUGGACUUAUGCUGAGCCCACAGAGAUGCUGACUCCAAGUAAUGCAGAAGGUUUCUCAGAUGAGAUGGGUGAAAGCAGUGGGGCUUAUAUCAUUCGUAUACCCUUUGGCCCAAAAGAUAAAUAUAUUCCCAAAGAACUUCUUUGGCCUCACAUCCCUGAAUUUGUUGAUGGUGCUCUGAAUCACAUAAUACAAAUGUCGAAAGUUCUCGGGGAACAAGUUGGUGGUGGAAAACCCGUUUGGCCUGUUGCAAUCCAUGGGCAUUAUGCAGAUGCCGGUGAUUCUGCUGCUCUGUUAUCUGGGGCAUUAAAUGUACCAAUGCUCUUUACUGGGCACUCACUUGGUCGUGACAAGUUGGAACAACUCUUAAAGCAAGGCCGUCUUUCAAGGGAUGAAAUAAACAUGACAUACAAAAUAAUGCGCCGCAUAGAGGCUGAGGAACUAUCGCUUGAUGCCUCUGAAAUUGUAAUAACUAGUACUAGACAGGAAAUAGAGGAGCAAUGGCGUUUAUAUGAUGCUUUUGAUCCAAUACUGGAACGUAAAAUCCGUGCAAGGAUCAAGCGUAACGUGAGCUGUUAUGGGAGGUUUAUGCCACGCAUGGUGAUAAUUCCUCCAGGAAUGGAAUUCCAUCAUAUUGUUCCACAGGAUGUGGAUGGUGAAACAGAAACAAACGAAGACCACCCUACUUCGCCAGACCCUCCUAUCUGGUCCGAGAUAAUGCGCUUCUUUACCAACCCUCGCAAGCCUAUGAUUCUUGCCCUUGCUAGACCAGAUCCCAAGAAAAACAUUACAACUUUGGUCAAAGCAUUUGGAGAAUGCCGUCCCCUAAGGGAGCUUGCUAAUCUCACAUUGUUUAUGGGUAAUCGAGAUGGAAUUGACGAAAUGUCGAGCACAAAUUCUUCUGUGCUUCUCUCAGUGCUUAAGCUUAUUGACAAAUAUGAUUUGUACGGUCAAGUUGCAUACCCGAAACACCACAAGCAGUUCGAUGUUCCUGAAAUUUAUCGCCUAGCUGCAAAGACUAAGGGAGUUUUCAUUAAUCCAGCUUUCAUUGAGCCCUUUGGACUUACACUGAUUGAGGCAGCAGCACAUGGUCUGCCACUUGUUGCCACAAAAAAUGGUGGUCCAGUUGACAUUAUUCGGGUACUUGACAAUGGUCUUCUUAUUGAUCCCCAUGAUCAGCAAUCUAUUGCUGAGGCUCUUCUGAAGCUUGUUGCGGAUAAGCAUCUCUGGGCAAAGUGUCGGCAAAAUGGUUUGAAAAAUAUUCACCUAUUUUCAUGGCCGGAGCACUGCAAGACUUACCUCUCCAAAAUAGCUAGUUGCAAAGCAAGGCAUCCACAAUGGCAAAGGAAAGAUGAUGAUGGCGAAACUUCAGAAUCAGAUUCACCUGGUGAUUCCUUGAGAGAUAUCCAGGAUAUAUCUCUGAACCUUAGGUUUUCACUGGAUGUGGAAAAGAGUGGGACUAGUGGGAAUGACAACGCUUCAGAAUUGGAUGGAAAUUCUGCUGAUAGGAGUAGUAAGCUAGAGAAUGCUGUUUUGGCAUGGUCUCAGGGCAUUUCAAAGGAUUCCCGAAAUGCGGGUCUGACAGAGAAAGCCGACCAAAACAGCUCUGGGAAGUUUCCAGCUCUGCGUAGGAGGAAGUAUCUCCUUGUUAUUGCUGUGGAUAGUGAUAGCACUACAGGUCUUCUUGAAACAACCAGAAAGAUUCUUGAAGCCGCAGAAAAGGAAAGGAGCGAUGGCUCUGUGGGGUUCAUAUUGUCAACAUCCUUGACCAUUUCUGAGAUUCGCUCAUUUCUGGUCUCAGGGGGCUUGAACCCAAAUGAUUUUGAUGCUUUUAUCUGUAACAGUGGCAGUGAUCUAUACUAUUCUUCUCCUAAUUCAGAGGAUCGUCCAUUUGUGGUCGACUUUUAUUACCACUCACAUAUUGAAUACCGUUGGGGUGGAGAAGGGUUGAGGAAGACUUUGGUUCGUUGGGCAGCUUCAGUAACUGAUACGAAGUCUGGGAGUGAGGAACCAAUUGUUGUCGCUGCUGAUCAACUUUCAACUGACUAUUGUUAUACUUUCAAAGUACAAAAGCCAGGAAUGGUUCCUCCGGUUAAGGAGCUUCGGAAGUCGCUGAGAAUUCAGGCUUUACGUUGCCAUGUUAUUUAUUGUCAAAACGGGACCAGGCUCAACGUAAUUCCAGUAUCGGCAUCUCGCUCUCAAGCGCUCAGAUAUCUUUACGUUCGAUGGGGUGUGGAGUUGUCAAAAAUGGUGGUUUUCGUUGGUGAAUGUGGGGACACAGACUAUGAAGGAUUGCUAGGCGGGACACACAAGAGUGUAAUAUUGAAAGGAGUUUGUAGCAACGCAAUCAGUCAACUCCAUGCUAACAGAAACUACCCUCUCUCAGAUGUCAUGCCAAAUGACAGCCCCAACAUUGUGCAGACAACCGAAGAUUGCAGCAGCAGCGACAUUCGGGCUUCCUUGGAGAAAUUAGGAGUUCUCAGAAACUAGAAAGUUGCAUUUGCUAAAAGCCUUACAAGAAUUUUCAUCUUGCUGCUUUUUUUUUUUUUUUUUUUUUUUUUUUUUUUUUUUUUUUUUUUUUUUGGAUUUGUUUGUGGAAUUUCCUCAUCAAUCCUCAAUAAUUUUUUUCUCCC
This is a messenger RNA of Morus notabilis, 3322 nucleotides long. RefSeq names its product probable sucrose-phosphate synthase 1. Gene Ontology annotation, biological process: sucrose metabolic process. Lineage: Eukaryota; Viridiplantae; Streptophyta; Magnoliopsida; Rosales; Moraceae. The record is from RefSeq and is a predicted model, not a curated record. Bases 408 to 3179 code for a protein of 923 amino acids. Gene Ontology annotation, molecular function: sucrose-phosphate synthase activity; sucrose synthase activity. The transcript is spliced from 12 exons.